AUGGAUACUCCAAAAAUUUGGUGGAGUUCCUUUAAGAAUCAACCUCGAUAUUUAGCUGAAUUGGCGCAUCGAAUCUUUUCAAUUAAUCCUACACAAGCGAAUUGUGAAAGAAAUUUUUCAACAUUAAAGUGGAUGGGGGAACGACGAACAAGCUUGGGUCUAAAUAAGCUAGAAGGAAUGGCUAAAAUUAGAUCAUAUUAUAUGACUAAUAUUCAACAUGAGCUAAGCUUUUUUGGUAAAGAGUUAACAGAGGCUGAUCUUCAGGAUGCGUGUAAUGUGGCAUCAAUCGGUAAUAUUAUGAAUUAUGAGGAGGAUCAAAUAAGAGUUAGUGAGGAGAGUUUAUUAGAUAACAUAAUAUUGGAUUAUCCUACAACCUUAUUAAUUGAGGAGAUUAUUGACUUGACAGCUGAAGAAAAUUUGGAAUUUUCCAUAGAAAUAGUUCAAGUUAUUUCUUCUGCUGAUUUGGAUUAUGAUCCGCAUGAUAUACUAAAUA
This is a messenger RNA of Ambispora gerdemannii, 493 nucleotides long. Lineage: Eukaryota; Fungi; Glomeromycota; Glomeromycetes; Archaeosporales; Ambisporaceae. The record is from the annotation of a GenBank genome assembly.